Caenorhabditis auriculariae is the source of this 1247-nucleotide messenger RNA. The record is from the annotation of a GenBank genome assembly. Lineage: Eukaryota; Metazoa; Nematoda; Chromadorea; Rhabditida; Rhabditidae.
AUGAUUCUAUUUCCUAUUUGGUAAUUUUUUCAAAAUCUUUAAUUAUCCACGAAAUAAAGCUGUCUGGCAUGUCUGCGCUCUCUUACACCUCAUAGAGAAAUGAGAAUAACGCGACAGAAACGAGAAGUCCAGACAGGUCAGACGCUUCAAAACUGUGGCGGAAUAAGUAUGACAACCUAUUUCUACAUUUUCAGGUACAUGAAGGUGAAAACAAAGAUCUAUGUCAGUUUAAUGGUUCUGCCGCCCACGAUUUAUGGAACUAUCACGAUGUUGGGCGGAUUCUUGUACAUGGACGACGAAAUCAUCAUUUUUUGUAAUCCUCCUAUCGGUUAGUUUCAUACUAUAACGAUUUUUUAAUGCUAUCGUGGUCGCACGUGGUAUGACUCCAAGGGUGUCGAGGUUUUUUUCAAAGCUCCGAUGCUUUUUUUAUUUCACUGCCGCUUAUCAGAGCCAUUCCAAGUGCGACCAUAGAAUAAAAAAAUUAAUUUUUGGUAAAAAAAGAGUUUAUUGUGUAUUGAAUUAGCCAGCGUACAACAAGAAAAAGAUGAGGAUUUCGCGAUUCCAGGCCUUCAUCCAAUACCCAGCCAGUUUUGGUCUUUGUCCAGUGUCGUCAUAUACACUACGGCCUUUGUCCUUUUUUCGCUUCUGGUCACCUUUUUCUCCAGGAAAAGUAAGUUAACGAGAAGUUUUCUAAGUUUAAAGUGUAAGAUGAGUAAUAGUGAAUCGGUAAAUUUUAUGUGAUUUUCACAGCGGGUAAAUGAAACAGUAAGCUGGUAACGUUAAUUGAGGGUUUUUAUUUGUCAAUGGGCUAAAAUUUGAUUUUUUUUUUUUUGUAGUUUGUCAGAUGUAGUUUGAUAUUUUUUUCAUUUCCAUCACAGGUAGCGAAACACCUGAAGCCAAAAAGUUGGCUCGGCAUCUGAAAGUGACUAUGGCCGUUUUUGUGGGCUCUUCCUAUGCCGGUUUAUUUGGAACUUGGUUUUUUGGCGUUGCCUUUUGGCAGAAGCUCGGUUUUGAGGAAAGUACGAUGGACUACGCGCAAAGUAACAUGGUGGGUAUCACAAACACCAUAUUCAGACUUAAAUAUGGUGUUUUUCCAAACUUCAGGUGCUUAUAGCGUUGAUUUGCUACACGGAAUCCUACUUUAUUCUAAUGUGGCGGUCAAAAGAGUAUCGGAACGCAUUUACCCGUUUCUGGGGCUUUCCCAAAACAGUUUAUUCAGAUACAAGGAGAAGCCUCAGUACGAUUAG